Ricinus communis (castor bean) is the source of this 3685-nucleotide messenger RNA. Its product is annotated as inactive leucine-rich repeat receptor-like serine/threonine-protein kinase At1g60630. The record is from RefSeq and is a predicted model, not a curated record. Gene Ontology annotation, biological process: protein phosphorylation. Gene Ontology annotation, molecular function: ATP binding; protein binding; protein kinase activity. The transcript is spliced from 2 exons. Bases 1498 to 3444 code for a protein of 648 amino acids. Lineage: Eukaryota; Viridiplantae; Streptophyta; Magnoliopsida; Malpighiales; Euphorbiaceae.
UAAAAUUUUAUUUUUUUAUUUUUUUACUUUUUAUUAAUUACAUUUUAUUUUAAUAUUUUUUAAUUUUACUAUUUACAUUUUAUUUUUGAACCAUAUAAAUGUGUCAAUGUGAAUGCUAAAAUCUUGUGUUCUUAUUACCACUCCAAGGGCCAGGAAGUUCACUGUAUUAGUUCUUUUGGUGUUUAUUUUGUAUUGUCAAGUUUUAUGGAGAUGUUAUGAAUAAUGCAUUUUGGCAAUGACCUUAUUAUUGCUGUUGCACCUAUUCUCCAUAAAAUCUGUUUGGAUUCAAAUCCAGUAGAAAUGAUAAUAGAAAUUAAAAAGAAAAAAAAGAAAAGGAAGAAUGGAAAUAACUAUGUUCUUUUAUAUUUUGUUUGGUUUAGUGUGAUUCAAGGUUGGCAAUAGAUAAAAAUGAAAAAAAGAAUGAGAAUCAAAAUGAUUAUUUCUUUUUUAUAUAUUCUUUUAUUUAAUGUGAAUUGAGAAUUGAAUUUUUUUAUGGUUUAUGAAUAAUAAUGUCCUAAUUUUUGUAGAAAAAAAUAAUAUUUAAUUUAUUAUAAUUGUAUCCAAUAAAUAGAUAAUAUAAUAUAUUAAAUAAUAAUAUUAAGAGAUCCUCUAUUUUCCUUAAUUAUUGUUGGGUCUUGUUUGGUCCAGCUAAGAGACAGCAUCCCUACUGCAUGACCUGACAUUGAAUGGUUUGUCAUGGACUAAUUUGGUGAACUUCUAAGGAGAAGAUGUAAUCCUAUUUCAAAUUUGACAAGAGAAACUCAGCAUCAAAAAUUAUAGAACCUAUAGCAAAGGAAGACAUGAAGUUGGGUUUUCCAUUAUUAAGGUGGGUGGACAUAUUUAUGGGCCUUGUUGCCUAAAGUUCCAACAAUUUGAUGAAGGGAGUGGGAAUGAGCUAUAAAUUAUACUAUCUUAAUAAACAAUUACAACUCUAACCAUUCCCUUCAUUCUCAAUUUGGCUAAGACAUUCCAUCUUAAUAUAUUUUGGCAAAUAAGUACCACCAAGUAAUAACAUAAAUUUUAAAAAGAAAAAAAAGAAGAAGAAAGAAAGUAUUUGAUUGAUCAAAUAUUUGAUUGCACCAAUUGGGUGCAAUUAAUUAGUAUAAGAUUCGCUUUUGUGAAGUUUUGAGUGCGAAAAAGACUGUGAAGUCUGGAGUUCAAAUUUACAAAAUGAUUGAGAUGGUGAAUAUUGCUAUGAAAGUUUCAGGUUGACUAUAUGUAUAUAUAUAGAUAUAUAAAAUUUAUCCAACGAUGUCAAAUAACAUGCAUAGGAUUCAUAGCACAAGGAACCAUCAGAGAAAGUUAACAACUUCCUUGUUUUUGUCUACCACAAAGAACAUUAGCUGUAAUAGGCAUUUUUUGUUAUUUUUUUUUUUGUCAAAAGCAUUUUUUGUUAGAAUAUCUGUCGAUUCCACCAAGUUUUCAAAACCCAUUAUUACUUGUUGAAAAUUCUUGGCAAACAAAUCAACAGAUGAAAUUUUCACUUCAAUUUACAAAAUGGGUUUUCUUUCAAUUCUCAGAUAUUUCUUUUUUCUGAUGAUACUACUUUGUUCAUUUCGCUGCAGUCCUAUUAAAGCUCAACUUCAAUUAGAAAGAGAUGCCCUUUAUGCUCUUAAGGCUAAUUUCAAUGACCCUUUUCUGAAUGUUAAUUGGAGUGGCUCUCAGUGCCCUCGUCGGUAUCCUACUCAGUGGUAUGGAAUUAUAUGUGCCAACGGUAAAGUUAGUGGAAUUUUUUUGGAAGAUAUGGGCUUAACAGGUACAGUCCGUUCUGAUGCAUUUUCUGUCUUCACUGAACUGACUAUCCUGAGCUUCAAGAACAAUUCAAUCUCAGGAGAAGUAAUGAAUUUCUCUUCGAAUGCAAAAAUGAGAGAAAUCAAUUUGUCAGGCAACAAGUUUCAGGGUCCAAUUUCGCGUUCGCUGCUUAGUCUUGUUUCCUUGGAGUCAUUGCAGCUUCAAGAUAAUAACCUGACAGGUUCUAUCCCAGAAUUUAACCAGUCUAGCUUGAGAGUUUUUGAUGUUUCUAACAACAAUCUUCAGGGUGAGAUCCCAAAAACUCCAAUUUUGCAAUCAUUUAGCUUUGGUUUUUAUUCUAGUAAUUCUGAGUUGUGCGGUCCACCCACAAACACUGCCUGCAAUAAUCUAAAUGACACAGCUGAUAGUAACACUACAGCUCCUUCUGAACCUGAAAAAGAUAGUUCUUCCAAGCCUAAUAAACUGGGAACUGUGUUCUUACUUUUUGAUGUUGCUGGUCUACUCGCCGUGAUUUUGCUCUUCAUUCUUUACUUCAGAAAGGCUAGAAAGCUUAAGAAAAUAUUGAAGAAACAUGGCACAGAAGAAAGAGAGCAGAAGCAGUCGGCAGAUGAAGAUUACGAUGAUUUCGAGACUGAGCAAAAUAGAAGUAUGAAUGUGGCGGCCAUAUAUGCACAUGGAAAGGAAGCUGUUGUAGAAGGAGAAGAGAAAGGAAACCUGAUAUUCUUGCAGGAGAAUGUAAAAUUCAAACUGAAUGAUCUUCUAAAAGCUUCUGCUGAAGGAUUAGGCAAAGGGGUUUUUGGAAAUACUUAUAAGGCAAUGAUGGAAGGGAUGCCAGCAGUUGUUGUCAAGCGUUUAAGGGAUUUGAAACCAUUAACUAGUGAGGAAUUCAGGAAGCAUUCGAAUAUAAUUGCGGAUCAGAAGCACCCGAAUCUGCUUCCCCUUCUUGCCUAUUACUAUUCCAAGGAGGAGAAGUUGAUGGUCUACAGAUUUGCAGAGAAAGGAAACGUCUUUAACCGCAUUCAUGGUGGAAGAGGCAACAAUGACAGGAUCCCAUUUAGAUGGAAUGCAAGGUUAUCAGUUGCUCGAGGAGUAGCAAGAGCACUGGAAUACCUUCACCUCAACAAGUCACAAAGCAUCGUCCCACAUGGGAACCUGAAAUCAUCAAAUGUUCUUCUGGAUGAAAACGAAAUGGUUCUUGUUUCAGACCAUGGUCUGACUUCACUGAUAGCACUUACUAUUGCUUCCAACCGUAUGGCUUCCUAUAAAUCGCCUGAAUAUCAUACUUCCAAGAAGGUUACUAGAAAAUCUGAUGUUUGGAGUUAUGGCUGCCUUCUUUUAGAACUCCUGACAGGAAGAGUAUCAGCUCACUCAGCUCCACCUGGAACUACUGGAGUGGAUAUCUGCAGUUGGGUUCACAGAGCAGUCAGGGAAGAAUGGACAGCUGAGAUAUUCGACAUUGAGAUAUCAGUGCAAAGAAAUUCAGCUCCUGGAAUGCUAAAACUACUGCAAGUUGCAAUCCGCUGCUGCGAAAAGUCCCCUGAAAAACGUCCUGAAAUGACACAAGUAGUGAAAGAGUUGAAUAAUAUCAGGGAUGCUGAUUCCGAGGAAGAAGACCUGUCAUCUUUCGAUCAAUCGUUGACUGAUGAAUCUUUGUCAACAAGUGCAUCAGGUAUAAUUGGUAAUGAAAGAUGAGAAAAUUCCUCACCGUUGCACCACGGAAAUCGUAAUAAUAAGACAUCAAAUAUAGAUGAAUUUGGAUCAAUUUAUGACAUCUUUAGAUGAUAAACAAAUGCUAUUCAUUUCAUUUGUAGCAAUUUAUUUUUCUAUUUAAGGUAGCAUUAUUUCGUAUAGUCGUAGCUAUUUCUAGAAAUAUGUUGUCUUUUUUUAUUAUGAUUUUUUUUAAUUUAAAUAAUUAAUAAAACUAGUCUGUUCA